AUGCUGUUUAACUUACUCAAUAAUAUGAAUUCAUGUAUAUGGUUUAGAUCAGAUAUCGAAGACAAAGACAAUCACACACAACACGUACAGAAAAACCCUGCAACACAUGCAGCUAAAAUACGUUAUGCAAAUAUUAUUCUAUUUGAGGCAUUUCUUGUAGACUGUUUACGAUAUCAGAUAUUUUGUUCUUCAACAAACCAUUUGUUCCCUUGUGGUUGA
Schistosoma turkestanicum is the source of this 219-nucleotide messenger RNA. Lineage: Eukaryota; Metazoa; Platyhelminthes; Trematoda; Strigeidida; Schistosomatidae. The record is from the annotation of a GenBank genome assembly.